ACUCCUAGAGAAGUGUGUGGAAUCGGCUGUGGGAAGUACGACGCGAGAGGUUCUAGAGUUCGUGCGGCCAUGGCGGCGGCCGCCCCCAAGGCCGGGGCUUCAGCUUCCGAGGCAAUGGGUUCCGCCGAAGCUCCGCUGCAGUACAGCCUUCUUUUGCAGUACCUGGUGGGCGACAAGCGUCAGCCCCGGCUCCUGGAGCCUGGCAGCCUGGGCGGGAUCCCGAGUCCCUCCAAGAGCGAGGAACAAAAGAUGAUCGAGAGGGCGAUGGAAAGUUGCGCCUUCAAGGCUGUGCUGGCCUGCGUGGGAGGGUUUGUCUUGGGAGGUGCAUUUGGGAUCUUUACUGCUGGCAUUGAUACCAACGUAGGCUUUGACCCUAAGGACCCUUACCGCACACCAACUGCAAGAGAAGUCCUGAAAGACAUGGGACAGAGAGGGAUGUCCUACGCCAAAAACUUUGCCAUUGUGGGCGCCAUGUUUUCGUGCACCGAGUGCUUGGUAGAAUCUUACCGGGGAAGGUCGGACUGGAAGAACAGUGUCAUCAGCGGCUGCAUCACCGGGGGAGCCAUAGGUUUCAGAGCUGGUGUAAAGGCCGGGGCCAUCGGUUGUGGCGGGUUUGCUGCUUUCUCUGCUGCAAUCGAUUAUUACCUACGGUGAAGGAAACGGCCCGAGAGGAAGGACGGCGCCAGCCACCUUCAGAGCUCGUCUUUGGAGCAGUUUCUACACACUUGGCGUUGCUUCAGGGGUGAAGCCAGUUGUUUCCCUCCACAGUUGGUGGUGUGAGGGACCCACAUCACCGUUCUCUGCCUCCAGCCAUUGGAGCAGCUGUACUUUUCUACUUCUGAAUUCCACCAGGUUUUUCAGGGGAGAUGGUAUGCCAGAUUGUCUCCUUGCAGUAAGCAGAUCAGGGGGCAGUGGCUUGAACCAGGCUCAGUCCUGACCACUCAGCUCUCCAGCUGCGAACAGGGAGAUGGCACUAUGUUUGCCCAUAGCCAGGAAGCUCCUCUGCCUUGAGAUUGUGUGCUGGCAUUCAUCUUGAAUACCAGGGCAGGGCAAAGUAAACUUACGCCAUCAGGCAAUGAUGUCAUUUCAUUGCACUUAG
Molecule: messenger RNA, 1099 nt
Organism: Acomys russatus (golden spiny mouse)
Lineage: Eukaryota; Metazoa; Chordata; Mammalia; Rodentia; Muridae
Gene: Timm22
Product: translocase of inner mitochondrial membrane 22
Exons: 4
Coding region: 70-654 (194 amino acids)
Biological process (GO): protein insertion into mitochondrial inner membrane
Cellular component (GO): TIM22 mitochondrial import inner membrane insertion complex
Molecular function (GO): transmembrane protein transporter activity
Source: RefSeq, a predicted model, not a curated record